UGCGCGCUCACUUUGCCUCUGCACUGACGCAAGUCACAGAUCGGCUUCACGACACUGCAUUAGGACAAACAACGCAGAGCUGCCACCAUGUCGUCGGAGCAGGACAGCUGCUACCUGUGUAAGGAGUACCUCAGGGAGCCCGUGUCCAUCCCCUGUGGCCACAUCUUCUGCUCCAUCUGUUUGAAGACAUACUGGGACCAUGCUGACCACACAGGCUCGUACCAGUGCCCACAGUGCAGAGUCACUUAUAACAAGAGGCCCACCCCGCGGCGCAUGGGUGGCUCCCGGUACUCCACAACCCAACGCAACAGCGACCCAUACCCGCCGCCUCCUCCGUCGCCCGACUACGACUUUGCAGGUCCCCAGGAUGUAGGCUGUGACAUCUGUGUCGGCAAGAAGAACAAAGCCAUCAAAACCUGCCUGAUGUGCCUGGCUUCCUACUGCGAGAAGCACCUGAAGCCCCACUACGAGUCAGCCACCUUCAAACGCCACAAGCUGGUGGAUGAAAUCGGCCACCUGGACAGACAGAUCUGCCCCCAGCAUCAGAAAGGUCUGGAGCUUUUCUGUCGCACGGACCAGAUGUGUAUCUGUGUGUUGUGCACGGUGAAAGAGCAUAAAGGUCACGACAUGGUGUCUGCUGAGCAGGAACGAGCAGAGGAACAGCAACGGCUGGGCGCUACCCAGGCUGAGAUCCAGGAGAAGAUUCAUGACCGACUCAAGCAGAUGGAGGAACUGAAACAAGCGGUGGACUCACUCAAGAACUCAGCCCAGAGAACCCUGCAAGACUGCGAGAAGAUGUUUGGCGACAUGCUGCGCUCGAUUGAGAGGAUGCAGCAAGAGAUGGCCAAGUUGAUCUCCUCCAACAAGAGAGCGGCGCUCAACAACGCAGAAGGCCACAUGGAGCGUCUGAACCACGAGAUCGCCGACCUAAAGAGGAGAGACACUGAGAUCACCCAGCUGUCCCGCACUGAGGACCACAUCCACUUCAUCCAGUCCUACCACAUGCUGAUAGCUCAGACGGAGGCCGAGGAGCUGCCCACAGUGACCGUCAACCCCUACUUCACCUUCGGCCCCGUCACUAAGGCCGUGUCCGAGAUGAAGCAGCACCUCAACGACUUCGGCAAUGACGAACUGGUUAAAGUCGCCAAGACGGUGAACAAAAUGUCUUUCUGUGAACUGGAUGAUACCAAAAAAAGACGUUCGCUAAGAAGUGAAGAUGCGUCAGUGUCCAAAUCUCUGCCGGUGCACGAGCUGCAGCACAGGGACGAGUUCCUAAAGUAUGCUUGCCAGCUGACUCUGGAUCCGAACACAGCCUACAGACAGCUCCAGCUGUCCCGAGGGAACAGGAAAGCUACCCUCAAGAGAGACCCUCAGAACUAUGGUGACAACGCAUCCAGGUUCGAUUCCCUGCCACAGGUCCUGUGUAAGGAACCCCUCUCUGGAGGGGCUUACUACUGGGAGGUUGAUUGGAGCGGGGAGGGAGCCGCCCUAGGGAUCACCUACAAGGGCAUCAAAAGAACAGGUUACGGUGACAACUGCCGAAUCGGCUACAACCGCAAAUCAUGGAGCCUCUUCUGCUCUGACUCCAGCUACUCGGCCCGCCACAGCAAGGACCAGAUAGAGAUCAACGCGCCUUACUCAUCCCGUAUCGGGGUGUUCCUGGACCACUCCGGAGGUACUCUCUCUUUCUACUCUGUAGGCGACACCAUGUCCCUCAUCCACCGCUUCAAGGCCGCGUUCAGUGAAGCUGUCUAUCCGGGCUUCUGGGUUUGGUAUGAGUCGGCCAUCACCAUCAUCCAGCUGUGAACACGCAACACUCCCCCAGCGAGCAACUCAAGAUUGUUUAUGAUUGUUAAAAAAAAUUGCAGAACAAAUCAGAGAGUGGAAACCUCUGCCAAAACCCUGCUGUCCAGCUGAAAAACCCAUUAACCAUUUUUUUUGGAUGCAAAGCUCACCACAUUUUACCAAAAAAAAAAAAAAAAAAAAAAAAUCAUUCAUAUCUUUUAGAGAUAUCUGCAGCGGACUCCAGUGGCCACCA
Thalassophryne amazonica is the source of this 2038-nucleotide messenger RNA. RefSeq names its product finTRIM family, member 83 (gene ftr83). The transcript is spliced from 7 exons. Bases 88 to 1806 code for a protein of 572 amino acids. Gene Ontology annotation, molecular function: zinc ion binding; protein binding. The record is from RefSeq and is a predicted model, not a curated record. NCBI's taxonomy places the organism in Eukaryota, Metazoa, Chordata, Actinopteri, Batrachoidiformes, Batrachoididae.